AUGCUCCGCUUUGUCCACCAUGUAAAACCCUCCGUUCAUGACAUCCUUCCUGCACCUUACGACCGACAGGGCACUAGGCCCGCUUGGCUGCGAUGGCACAACAGACGUUACACCCGCUUCGCGUUCCUUACUCUCGUCGCGCUCUCAGUUCUUGCCAUUCUACGCGGGUUUAAUGUUGGAGACGGGCUCCUGUACAUUGCAGAUCCACCAGAGAACCAUAUUUUCCCGCCUCUGUAUCCACAGUAUCAUGAGAGCGAGCUCCGAUUGUCUCAGCAUGAUCCAGGUUUGCCAUAUCCAGAGGGGAGGGAAGGAAAGUUUCUAUUCAUGGCCAAUCAUGUUCAUGCUUCUGGAUGGGGGAAUGUGAUGCAAGAGUUACUUCUGAACUCUUACUUAGCAUACAAGUCAGAGCGAGCCUUUGUAUUUGAUAACUAUACAUGGAAUCGGGACGGGUCAGACUAUACAGAUUAUAACGGCAAAUUAAUUCCAUCGCGAGUUCCCUUGUCCGCCCUAAUUCAGGGUCCCACUGUUGGUUCUCCGUUUCCCCCCGGUGAUCCUGCUCCUCGUGCUGUAAUCAAGGAAUAUUGGGAUCAAGUCUGUCCACAUCCAACCGUCAUCUUUAGCGAUGAAGUAACGAACACACUUCCCGGUGAUGCUUCCGCACAAGCAACACUUGAUGCGUGGGUCGAGAAGUUAAACUCGAUGUCCGAUCGCUGCGUGGAGAUUGACCGGGAAUCUGCACAGAUAUUCUCGAUAUGGAUAUUCGGCUCGACGCGUGCUCUAGACAUAUUCCCCGAUUUUGCCAAGUCCCCAAUCAUGACGCAAUUUCGCUGGUCCCCGCUCGUCGAGGAUGCGUUCAAGGCAAACCGCCCAAUUUUUUCUCCCGAAAAGGGUCUCCAGUCAUAUUUCCCCUUGUUCUCGUUGUUCAGCGGCGACAAUGCACCUUACACGAUGCUGCCCGGCCUGCUCGUAUUACACGUCCGCCGCGGAGACUUCGCCGACCAUUGUAUGCACUUGGCACGGUGGUCGUCUCGUUGGAACGGGUUCAAUUCAUUCACGGAGCUGCCUGACCAGUUUGAGCCACCACCCGGAGCUGGUUGGGGUGAGAAUACAGACGAAAACAAGGCAUUGUACAUGAAGCGCUGCUUCCCGACCAUUGCGCAAAUUGUCGCGAGGGUGGAAGAGGUACGACAGACGCCAGCGGGGAUUGGUUUAAAGAACGUGUAUAUCAUGACGAACGGCGCCAAGGAGUGGGUAGAUGAGCUGAAGAAGGCACUGAAGACCACAGGCCACUUUGAGCGAGUUACGGGUAGCAGGGACUUGCGGUUGAGCUGGGAACAGAAAUAUGUCGCCCAAUCAGUGGAUAUGCUCAUUGGCCAGCGGGCACAGGUUCUCAUUGGGAACGGGUUUUCGAGUUUAACCUCUAACAUCGUUAUGAUGCGUAUGGCGAUGGGGUUGUCUCCCAACAGCACUCGUUUCUGGUAG
Fibroporia radiculosa is the source of this 1482-nucleotide messenger RNA. RefSeq lists its product as uncharacterized. The record is from RefSeq and is a predicted model, not a curated record. Bases 1 to 1482 code for a protein of 493 amino acids. Lineage: Eukaryota; Fungi; Basidiomycota; Agaricomycetes; Polyporales; Fibroporiaceae. The transcript is spliced from 6 exons.